This is a messenger RNA of Saccoglossus kowalevskii, 913 nucleotides long. RefSeq lists its product as uncharacterized. Lineage: Eukaryota; Metazoa; Hemichordata; Enteropneusta; Harrimaniidae. The record is from RefSeq and is a predicted model, not a curated record.
GACUCGAACUACAAUUGAGCAAACGUGGUAUCACUAGCCAGCAUAGUACCGCUUUAAAUAUGGAAGAUUUCAACGAUUUGGGGUUCGAUACCGAAUAUCUGAGCAGCUGUGGACGUGGAAGGGGACGCGGACGGGGUAGUCAAGCGAGAGGUCGUGGAAGAGGAGCAACAGUAAACCGUGGGAGGGGGCGACUGCGAGGAGGGCGUGGUGGGAGCUGCCACGGUUUUGUCGCGCAGUCACGUUGCCUAAGUUGCGCCGAUGACUUGAUGUACGAGGAUGCUGACUAUGUGACCAAUCAAAUUCCAGUACAAGUUGCUGGUUAUUAGAAAGACUCGGACGGGACUACAGUUACCGCUAUUUUGAAAGAAAUCAUUAAGUUAUAUGCAUCCAUUAAUGAUUAUCGUAUUAUAGAUCAUAAAGUAUAAAUAUAUGAUCCGCCGUAGUAUAUUAAAUAAAUAUAUGAUCCGCCGUAGUAUAUUAAAUAAAUAUAUGAUCCGCCGUAGUAUUAAAUAAAUUUAUAUUAAGUUCAUUGAUUUCAAUCAGCAGUCACUAUCUGGAAAUUUCCGUAAUAAGCGGACCUUGUAAAAUUCAAUAAUACAACUCGACAAGUAUAACAUAAUCAGUAUAAUAUUGUUUGGCAAAUAAUUCAAAUUUUUAGCUAGGUUUAAAUCAGGUAUAUUUUCUAGAUCACUCUCCUGGUGAUGACGAUGUAUGUUGAGAUAAAAAAAAAAAAAAACGGUUUAUUGUUAUAGUAUUAUUCAUGUGUUGACAUGUUAGUGACUAAUUUUUAUGCUGAAACAAAUUAAAUUGCUAAGUCAAUAAUGUAUAUAUAACAUGUAAUCACGUGCCCUCCAAAGGAUGACAAAGCCAGGAAACAACAGAUUCAUUUUAGAAUAGAACAAUUUUCGGGAAU